CAGGGGCACGCAUCUUUCGCCUAUAUACAAACCCCUAAACCCGUCUUCUCAUUUUCCUUCUUGCUGCUCUGUUUUGUGUUUACUCUCAGGUCGGUUUGACACUGGGAGAGCGCUAAAACCCUGAAACGAUGUCGUUUUCGCGUCCUCCUGGGUGUCGAUUUUACCCCUCCGACGAACAACUUCUCUGUUUCUACCUCACCAACAAGAAUAACACAAAUAGAGACGCCGACGACGUCAAUAGUAAUACGAACGGAUACGAUUUGAUAAAAGAGCUGGAUUUGUACGACUACGAGCCGUUUGAUUUACCGGAUAAUUCGUGCUAUGCAUAUGGUUGCGGGGGGAGAAAAAGACACUGGUAUUGUUAUGCGAAGCUUAGGGUUUUGAACGAGAGCAGAGGAGGGAGGAGCAGGAGGGCCAAGGGUGGGUAUUGGAGGAAGAGCGGUAGGGUUAGGGAUGUGGCGGGUCCUGGUGGGAAGGCCGUGAUAGGGAGGAGGACUAGAUUCGUUUUUUAUUUGGGGAAUUCAGUGAAAAGUGCAAUUAGGACGGAUUGGAUCCUGUAUGAGUACGCCUUAAUAGACCGGGGAAAGGCAUCUUAUGUCCUUUGCCGAGUAUUUGUCAAGUCUCGUGGUGGAAAUAGCACUUCAGAGAAUAUGUUAAGUUCCUGUGCGGAAGAAUGUGUUUCUGCUGUACGUCAUGUUGGCAUUCAGCAUGAUGGAUUUCUGACACCUGACAUUGUUGAAGCUAAAGUGCUUAAUCACACCAUCGUUGAUAGGAAUAAUAUGUCUAGAUGUUCUUUUAGACCGAAUGCUGAGUUUGAUGAUGAAGCCAACGCUGGACGUGUUUCUGUUGCCAGUUCUCAAUUUCCUUCAGGCAACAAUUCCAAUAUUGAAUCUAAUAAGCUAGUUAUGACACCUAGACUUCCUGGUGGUGAUAUGUUUCUAGAAGCUGAAACUGCUGAUCAAUUAGUAUCCAUUCUAAAGGGAGAUUUCAUAGAGCUGGAUGAUCUUGUGGAUUGAUCAUCCAAACAAGGUGGAAAUGAUAAUUUAUGAAAGAUAUAUGUCAUUAACCCUAAUGCGGUUCACUAUUUACUGAAACAAUUGAUUUGUGGACUUUAGAAGUAAUAGGAGCUUUUGAUGCCCAGCUAGAAGCUUAGAUUUUAGAAGGAGCAGAAUGAAUUUUAAUGUGCAGCUAAAAAUAGAAAAGGGCCUGAAAUCCAGUUUUGAACGAGAGAUUUAUAUUUUGAGGAACCUUAUGUAAAACAUUGUGCAAAGGAACAGAAGAUAUUAGUGUUGUGUGGAACGUUCAGCAGUUUAAUGAAGGACUCAUACUGUUAGUUAUGAUGUUUAGGGAGAUUUCAUAGCAGAAUUGCUUCGUCACUUGAGAUUUCUCUUGUGCCCAUAACGGGCAUUUUUCCUCCAGCGGUAUUUGAACAAUAUUGGUAUAUCAGAUGGUAAAUUCAGAUUUAAGAAAAUCUCUGAGUACAGCUGUUUCAUCUGGCCUCAGCAUCUCACUGUUGUAACAUUGAUGGUGGGGGGUUCUUGUCUUUUCAUAUAAUGGGAAAAUUAUAUUUUCCCAUUGUUUCUCUAGUGCCUUCGUUUAACAGAGCAUCUUGUUCUUUAGUCAUCUGUUCUCACUUUCUGAAGUUGCAGGGAUAGAUGUCUUAAUUUGUUCCUCCUUACCUUGUCAGCAACUUUGCUUAGCUUGGGAGGACUAUCAUUGUUUAGCCUGCCAUCAACUGUAUUCUAUUUCUCAGUGUCUUACAGCAGACUUAGAUAACAUUAUCACAGAGUAAGCAGGGUAAACAAAUUCUUCUGCAAUUGUGUUUAUACUGCUUUCUUAUUUGUUGCAGAAUCUUGUCAAAAUGCUUAUAAAACCAGAAGUGAUGAUGGUAAAUGAGUAAUUCCAUGGACCUAAGUAUGUUACUUUAUUCUGUUAUUUUCAGCAGAUCUUACUCAUAAUAUAUAGCUCAUCGGCAAGUAUUUAGGAUGUUUAGCCUUUUAA
Jatropha curcas is the source of this 2001-nucleotide messenger RNA. Its product is annotated as NAC domain-containing protein 19. Gene Ontology annotation, biological process: regulation of DNA-templated transcription. The record is from RefSeq and is a predicted model, not a curated record. Gene Ontology annotation, molecular function: DNA binding. Lineage: Eukaryota; Viridiplantae; Streptophyta; Magnoliopsida; Malpighiales; Euphorbiaceae.